GCCGGUGCCGGUCCCGGGCCGGUGCCGGGGCUCUCCGGGCUCGCCCCCGUCACAUGAUCCGGAGCCCUCGGGAAGGGCGGCGCACGGCCGGGCCAUGGCGAUCGAGGGGGGCAUGAAAUGCGUGAAGUUCUUGGUUUUCUUCUUCAACUUCAUCUUCUGGGUGUGCGGCGUGGCCCUGAUCGCCAUCGGGAUCUACGCGCUCGUGGCGCUCGGUAGGGCGCCGGUGGCUCCGGUGGGCGGCUCGGGCUGGACCCCCGCGGCCAUCGUGGCCCUGGGCGUCGUCAUCUUCUUCACGUCCUUCUUCGGCUGCUGCGGCGCCUGGAGGGAGAGCUACUGCAUGGUCACCACGUUCGCCGUCCUGCUCAGCCUCAUCUUCCUGGUGGAGGUCGCCGCCGCCAUCACCGGUUACGUCUUCAAGAACGAGGUGCACGGGCUGGUGCAGGACGGGCUCUGGGAGGCGCUGCGGAGCUACGAGCAGGACGCGUCCUUGGCCGCCGCCCUGGAUGGAUUCCAGCAGGAGUUUUCCUGCUGCGGGGUGAACAAUUACACGGACUGGGCCGGCGUGGGGCCCUUCGGCGCCAACGACUCCGUGCCCAGCUCCUGCUGCCGCCAGCCCGGCCCCGCCUGCAACGUCCACCCCAGCCCGGCCACCGUGUUCGCCGAGGGCUGCCUGCCCAGCCUCGAGGCCUGGCUCAAGAGGAACGUGCUGGUGCUGGCGGCCGUGGCGCUGGGCAUCGCCUUCUUCGAGGUCCUGGGCGUUCUCUUCUCCUGCUGCCUCAUGCGGGGGAUCCGCAGCGGCUACGAGGUCAUGUAGCCCCCCCCCAAAUUCCUGCUGCCCCUGGGGGUCCUGGGGGGCUCGGGGGCCCCCCGGGUUUGCAAUAAAGAGGAAAAGCUUC
Molecule: messenger RNA, 896 nt
Organism: Camarhynchus parvulus
Lineage: Eukaryota; Metazoa; Chordata; Aves; Passeriformes; Thraupidae
Gene: CD63
Product: CD63 molecule
Exons: 8
Coding region: 95-814 (239 amino acids)
Cellular component (GO): membrane
Source: RefSeq, a predicted model, not a curated record